Molecule: messenger RNA, 239 nt
Organism: Paramecium tetraurelia
Lineage: Eukaryota; Ciliophora; Oligohymenophorea; Peniculida; Parameciidae
Exons: 1
Coding region: 5-202 (65 amino acids)
Source: RefSeq, a predicted model, not a curated record
AGAGAUGACACAAUCGAAGCUUUGGCUGUUUCUGAAGAAGACAUCAGAGUUACAAUUUCAGACAUUGCAACAAAUGAAUAAACUUAUGCUAGAGAAGAAGCCACAAGAAACUAAUAACACGAAACCUUCGUUGCCAAGGUUGCUGCCAUCGAUGAUGUUAUUGAAGCUAUUGAUGAUGCUGCCAAACUCAUCCAACAUUUGAGCUUAGGUGCUUCAUUUGUCUAAGUUAAAUCAAAGUA